UAAAAAUGGGCUGAUCACUGGUUGUUGAUAGCAAAUGAUGGUGGAGGAUUAGGAGUGUUUUAGUUCAGCUGAAGAUGUAGUAAAAUUUGUCGAGACUGUUAACUGAAUAAAUUUUUUUUCCUGUUUUCAUGCAGGGUUCUUAUUAGGCCACAUCCUGCAAUUUGGCGCUUGGUUCAUGGGAUGGCUGUUGUUUACCUUGUUGCUCUCACUUUUUUGCUUUUUCAGAAGCGUGAUGAUGCUCGACAGUUUAUGAAGUUUCUUCAUCCUGAUCUUGGUGUUGAACUUCCAGAAAGAUCUUAUGGUGCUGACUGUCGUAUAUAUCUGCCUGAAAACCCUGCAAGCAGGUUUAAGAAUGUUUAUGAGACACUUUUUGAUGAAUUUGUUCUAGCUCAUGUUAUUGGAUGGUGGGGGAAGGCAAUAUUGAUUCGUAAUCAGCCCCUUCUUUGGGUGUUAUCAAUUGGUUUUGAGUUGGUGGAGUAUACUUUUCGUCACAUGUUGCCAAAUUUCAACGAGUGCUGGUGGGACAGUAUUGUUCUUGACAUCUUGAUCUGCAAUUGGUUCGGUAAGAGUUUUGGAUCCAUUCUAUUUUGCACCGGAUUAAAAAGGAAGGGCUUAGAAAACGUCAAUUACGAUCAUAAUUCUGUGUAA
This is a messenger RNA of Cajanus cajan (pigeon pea), 648 nucleotides long. NCBI's taxonomy places the organism in Eukaryota, Viridiplantae, Streptophyta, Magnoliopsida, Fabales, Fabaceae. The record is from RefSeq and is a predicted model, not a curated record.